CAGUUGAUGGAAAGCCAGCCAUCUCAGUAGAGGCAAAAGCUCUAAAUAUUUGCCAGUCUAACCACAAGAGGGCGCCACAUCAUAUGCAAAACAAAUGGAAGAAGUUAUUUGGACUCCAGAAGAGUCCACAGAGCAAACAUAUUAUUUCUGUAUGUAUUUCAGCUCCUAUUGAGCGCAUCCCUUAAAUACUAACUGCAUUCUGAAACGACCCUCAGGUUAGUAAAGCUUGCUAACUGCAGUUCCUGUUUAAUAAAUAAACAAAAAAAACAUUUUUGCAUGUGUUCAGCAGCAUCCUCCUCACCUGUGUUUCAGUGUUUUAUUUCCGUUUUCAGCACAAUAGGUAACUUUGCAUGACAGAAGAACUUCAAGUUCCUGCACCACUGAUGCAUCUUGCUCAGGAUGAGAAGAGAACUCUGACUGGUCCGGACAGCAGUUUGGAGAAGGAGUGUUCCCGCCUGGAGAGGGACCUGGAGGAGGGCUCCCGGAGGCUGGCCAUGGCCCACAACGAGAUCAGGCGUCUGACUGACCAGCUGGAGUCGGCCCAUUUUACUCAAAGACUGUAUGAGCCUGAGCUGGAAUCGGCCCAGAAGGAGGUGGAGCAGCUCAGAUAUGAGGUGGAAAAACUGAAGAAAUACGAAAUGGUGGAACUGCGUAAGGCAAAAGAGCUUAACGACCGUCUGGACCUUGAGAUCCGGGCCUUGAGGAACAGGGUCCGCUCUCUGGAUGCUGAAAAGCGCUCUUUGCAGCAGACUGAAGAAUCAAAAAGAGAGGAAUCUUCCCUGCAGGAGCGAGAGGACACAGAUAUGGUUGGAACUCAAAGAGCAGAGGUGGCAAAACGCAGCAGCAUAUUCACAAAAGUGCAAGACAAACCAACAACUCCAACACAGCAGCUGAUGGACAAAGAGAAAACACCUGUGGAUAAAAGCAACCUGGCUCUGAUUUUGGCUAAAAUCUGCUCUAAAGAAAACCACCUCCAUCAUCAAAGGUACCUUCAGGAAAAAAGGCAAGUUUCACAUGCCAAUAAAAACCUCAUCCUUCAAGAAGACACUUCCUCAAAGACAGAGAAUAAACAAGUCCAGACAGAUGUGAGCAAAGAGAGUCCUCAAUCCGAGGUGUGUCCUAACUGUCAAGCUGAGUGUGAAACCCUGAAGAAGGAGAUCUGUGAAACUCUUGAGUGCCUCGAUAAACAGAGGAGUAAAUACCACAGCGCCAGAGAAAAACAUAAAGAGAAGGUUCGUCUCGCUAAACAAGUUUUUGAUGAUGAAACAAAGUGGCGUGAUGAGAGGAUAAAGAGCCUGGAGCGGGACCUCUCUUUAUGCAGCCACUCACUAGCAAAGGAGAAAGAACUCGUUUUGUGCAUCAGUUUGGAAAACGAGAAGCUGCUUCUUGACAAGAGGAAGCUGUUGGAAGAGCUGACUGAAGAGGAACACAGCAAGAAAGACACUAAACUAACAGCAUCUUUGUCUAAAACCAGGGUGGAUUUUUUAGAAAUGGAAAACAAAAAAAUGUGUGACAGAAUUGCACAACUGUCCAAUCAUGUAGCCGUCCUGGAGCGCAGCCUGCAGAAGUCGCAGCCUCUUCACCUCACAGAGGAACCAGGCGAACCAAGUCAACAGAUUCCUGCUUCCCUCCCGGAGCUCACAUUAAGAGGGAUGGCGUCCGAAGAGUCUGAGAAUCAGGACUUAUCAGGCAGCACACAGGCUGCUAACACCAAGCAGACAGACAUGACUGCAUCUCCUCACCGUCCAACGGUGGAGCUUAGCUACCUGAAUGUGACAGUCAUGCAGAGCUUCUCUGACCUCCCCAAUGCUAUGUUCACACCCCCUUAGGUAACAUAUGUUCAAGUGAUCCCUUCCAAUGAAAAGUCUAGGUACCCUAACCCAGUACCGGUACACUAGCCCUUACCCGGCACUGGACGCGAUACCAGAUGCGGUACUAGACCCGACUUGUUACCAGAUGCGGUACCCAAUAGUGCCGAGCGGAUCCAUCCAAAACCUCGAUCGAUACCGCCCCGCAGGUAUCAAUAUUUCCCCUCUUGUUAGAAACUUUUCUGUAUCCAGAAGACUCGCUGCCUGUGAGAUUUCAUAGUGCAUGAAUGCAUUGUUCACCUUAUUUCCACUCUCUCUAUUUAUGCUGAGUUGUUUUUACAAGUUACCUUUUUAUUGUUCUAUUUAAAGGCUAAGAAGUUACAAAUUAUUUAUAUUUCUACCAGCUGUUUCUUUAUCGCUAAACAUUUCUGAUUUAUUUUUGUAUUAGUUACUUGUUUCUUUUGGUUUGA
Messenger RNA from Oryzias melastigma (Indian medaka), 2278 nucleotides. RefSeq names its product coiled-coil domain-containing protein 30. The transcript is spliced from 15 exons. Bases 351 to 1829 code for a protein of 492 amino acids. NCBI's taxonomy places the organism in Eukaryota, Metazoa, Chordata, Actinopteri, Beloniformes, Adrianichthyidae. The record is from RefSeq and is a predicted model, not a curated record.